This is a messenger RNA of Varanus komodoensis (Komodo dragon), 3613 nucleotides long. RefSeq names its product BCL10 immune signaling adaptor (gene BCL10). The transcript has 3 exons. The record is from RefSeq and is a predicted model, not a curated record. Gene Ontology annotation, biological process: apoptotic process; canonical NF-kappaB signal transduction; positive regulation of extrinsic apoptotic signaling pathway. Bases 116 to 838 code for a protein of 240 amino acids. Lineage: Eukaryota; Metazoa; Chordata; Lepidosauria; Squamata; Varanidae. Gene Ontology annotation, cellular component: cytosol; CBM complex. Gene Ontology annotation, molecular function: kinase activator activity; transcription coactivator activity; protein kinase B binding.
GGUUGCGCGCCCCGGAGUCCGGCCUUGGUCCGGCGUGUGCGACUGCCCGUUGCGGGUUCCCCCGGCUUCCCACUCCUUGACCCUUCGGAGCUGGACAUACUGCGGCGUUCGCGCCAUGGCGGACUCGGGACUGUCGGUCCCCGCGCGGUCGCUCACCGACGACGAAAUGGCGGAGGUGAAAAAGGAAGUUUUAGAGCGGUUGCGUCGCUAUCUAUGUGACAAAAUAAUUGCAGAAAGACACUUUGACUAUCUACGCUCAAAGAAAAUACUCAGUAGAGAGGACACUGAAGAAAUCUCUUGUCGAACCUCAAGUAGGAAAAAGGCUGGGAAGCUGCUGGAUUACUUAGCAGAACAUCCAAAAGGACUAGAUGCUUUGAUAGAAUCAAUCAGAUGUGAAAGAACACAGAACUUCCUGUUAGAAAAGAUAACUGAUGCCAUCUUGAAAGCAAAAAAUGAAAAACUGGAAAGCCUUAAAGGGCUGAGUUGUAGCAACUGUAUGGCUUCAGUAUGUGGGCAAACAAACAAUCUUUCUAGGUCACAGUCAAAUGAAUCUAAUUUGUUUGAAAAACAAAAAGACAGAGAAACCACCUGCCUUCAUCCAGAAGAAUAUAGUACAACUGCCUUUGUAUCUGCUACUUCUCUUUGUUCGAUGAAUUUACCUGUUACGGAGGUUGGAAAUAUGGAGAAUUCCGUUUUCUUGGCUACCCUUCCCGGACCUGGAGAUUCUGGGGCACCACCUCUUCCACCACAAUUGCAGAAUGAGCAAGAGGAAACACAUACCACCUCAAGUGAUGAUCCCUUCCUUCCUUUAAGAUCUCGCUCACUUCUGCCACAGUGACAUUUCCCUUGAGUAACCUUAAAGUUCAAUACUAGGUUGGGUGCCUUAUAUAGUUUUGCAAUAAAUGUUUGUAGACUGUAAAGUCAGAACAGAUCAAGAAAGUGCCAAAUAAUCUGCUUUAAGUAUUUUAGGUUUUUAGCUAACCAAUGUAUUUGUCAUAAUUUCGUUAUGAGGAUGAUUUGUUAUUCUGCUUUUAGUGAUUACUGCAACCCUGUAAGUGUCUAAUCAGAAGUAAGCCCUAUUGAAUGAGACUUAUUUUAAGGUAUAUAGGCUUCAACCUUGAAAAACAUUUAAAGGGGUUCUUGCUCCAUUCAAAAACAAUAACAGAAAAAUGAUGCUAGACAUACCUAAAAUAAAUUUGGGAGAUGUGUUCCUAAAAUCACAUUUUUAUAAAGUUCAUAUUGAGAAAACAUAACUUGAUCUUCACCAUGGCAGUUGUUCCAUCUUGUAAUUAUUGGAACCUGCUGGGACAUACUUGUUUUUCAGAGGGGACUUCUUGUUGAAGUUUCUUUAGUUAUAGAACUUAGGAUGCUUCUGAAAUGUCAUAAUGAGGUUCAAUACAAAGGGUGAAAUAUAAUGUUAUUGAGAUACAAUAUAAGAGAAGUGAUGUUUGGGGUUCUUACUUCUCACUGUUGGUGGCAGUACAUUAGAAAUAAGCUUUCUCUUGCAGCAUGUAGUAUCCAAAAGUAAAUGUCACCCGGAAAAUAUUUUGCUGCAAUCUUUGUUGCAAGACCAUAAAUAAUUGAUCUCUGCAUGAUCACUACCGGCAGAAACAAAAAUCAUCAACAAAGAGAGAAGUAUAUUGUGUGGCUUGCAUCCCUGUGCAUACAUGUUGCAUAGUAACUUACUGUGUAGUGUCAUUUGUCCAGUUUGUGUGUUAUCUGACUGAGCAAAUUAUUUUUCUUGUUGCAUUCAGUUGUCAUUUGAAUGAUACACCUUCUGAGUACCCUUUGUUUUAAUUAACUUUCAAAAGAAAUUAAGGGUAUGCUUGACAAGAUAAUGUUUGACUUAAGUAAUGAACAUUAUAAACCCUUAACUGUCACACUUCCUUACUAAUAGCAACCUAACACGUGUAAUAUAAUUAUGUUAAUAAGCACACUCAACAUUGCUAGAUCUCAUUGAAUUUAUUGGGCUUUACAUCUGAGUAGACACAUACAGGAUUGGAUUUUGGACUCAUUCACCAUGCUGGAUAUAGUUCUAAAAGAAAAAGGCAAGGUGAAGCAAUGGUGUGUUGCAGACAUAAUUUUUACCAUGUAGGUAUUGGAAGCAUAAAUUGCCCUCAGGCCAGUCAAGGGGUUCCUCAUGGCUAGAUUGCAAAGGAGGCAGAAGGCACUGAAGAAGGGCCCUGCUUUCUUACAAAAUACAUCUAUGAAUAGACUUGCAGGAUUUACCAUGCUUCAUCUUUUUCUUAAUUUCUUUUUCUAUUUUAAUAUUAUUGAUGCUUGCUUUUAUUGAGAAUGUAUGCUACUCAACCUAUGUGAAAACACCUGACUUAAAAACGUGUCCCUUCAACAUUUAUUCUGUACAUUAUCUGGGCAUUAUCUGUGUAGCACUCAAAUUGGGUAGCUUUGAUAUUUAUUUUCAGAUCUUCUGUCAAAGCUAUAUAGAGGCUUUGUGGACAUCAGUCAAAGCAGUGCCUUUUUAGUUUAAAAGUAAUAUUAGAUCCAACCAAAAGGAAAGUGAUCUUUUAUUGGGCCUCUGCAAUACCAACAGAUUAUAAAUAUAUAUUUGCAUUUUUAUCUUAGAAGUCAUUGGAUAAAAGGUGCAAUAACUAGCCAAGUGUAAUUACACUACUGCCUUAUCCUUUACAUAUUUUGCUCAUAUAUGUCUCAGAGAAUUCAGCAGAGUGUACUUCCAGCUAAGUGUGCACAGGAUUACAGCCCAAUAUGUUAAGAAAAUAAGUGAAGAGACAAUUUUACAUAAUACAUUGAUCACUGUCAGGGAGCUAUUAUGUUCUCCUGCAGUGUACCAGACUCAUAGCUUACCUCAUCUGAAACUUCCAUGGUCGUGAUUUACGAAAACAUUCUUAAUAUGAUUGCCUGUUCUAGACAUUGUUAAAUUACUAGCAAAUCCUAUGUUUAGUUAACCAUCAUCUAAUGGUCCCCAUUAUUGUGUGAUGCUUCGCCUCUGAAAGCUGUAUGACUUUCCAGGUAUUGCACUUACACAAGAGAUAUUACUUUAUCCUGCACUUCAGCUCUUCACCCUGAAGUCUAAUAACCUGGAUGCCUCUGGAAAAAUGAUAGACAGCUGAGGGAGAGGGGAUUCUGAACAAAUGCUCAUUCUGUUUUCCAGACAUGUUUGGACUGCAGCACCCAGAAUUCCCAGUCAAUGGCCCAGAUGAAUGGGAAUUCUGGGAAUUAUAGUCUAAAUGCCUCUGAAGGCCACCAGGUUGGGGAAGGCUGAUCUAGAGGACAGUGCAGCACACAUCUUUUGAGAUUACAGAUGUGGCUGGAAUAUAGCUGCUUAUACCUUUUCUGAAUAUAAUAUAAAUUACACUGGUCUACAAUUUUUGGGAAAUUAACCUCCUCCGAGAUAAAAUGUGCUAAUUCUUACAUAUUUUGAUUAGAUGAAUUAGAAAACAGGUGAUAAAGGUGCUGGUUGGCUAAAGUUUUCAAGAUAUUUCACAAUAAAGAUUUAUACACAGGCUAAUGUAUUUGCCUACAAGGAAGGUGUCCGAUGAUCAUGAUGUCUCAUAACUUCUGAACAAAGUACAGUAGAACAAUGAAAAUUGUAGCACAUGGAAGUGAAUAAAUUUAUCUUCACUUUGAGACUAAA